AUGGGUUGCUUUGGCGGUAUCUUCAACAAGAACAAGGUGAUCUUCAUCAUGGGAGCCACAGGAACUGGAAAAUCCCGUCUGUCAAUCGACCUGGCAACCCAAAUUCCUGCUGAGAUUAUAAACUCGGACAAAAUACAAGUGUACAAGGGACUUGACAUUGUGACCAACAAGGUUACCGAGAAGGAGAGAGAAGGGGUGCCGCACCAUUUGCUGGGAGAAGUGGAGCCUGAUUCCGACUUCACUACUCGUGACUUCUCUUACGAGGCACUCUCAGCCAUAGACAGGAUUCUGGACUCUGGUCGAUUCCCAAUCAUUGUUGGUGGAUCCAAUUCGUUUCUCGAAGCACUUGUGGAGGACCCUCUUUACAAGUUCAAAUCAAGAUUCGCUUGUUGCUUCAUUUGGAUUGAUGUUUCCCUACCCGUUCUUUUUUCCUAUGUCUCCAAAAGAGUUGAUCAGAUGGUGGAUGCAGGCCUAGUUGAAGAAGUUGGAGAAAUAUUUGAUCCGGAGGCAGAUUAUGGCAGAGGCAUUCGACGGGCAAUUGGAGUCCCUGAAAUGGACGAGUACUUUCGGGCGGAGGCAAAAAUGGACGAAACAAGCAAGGAGACGUUGCUGGCUUCAGCUAUUGAAGAAAUUAAGAGCAACACUUGCAAAUUAGCUUGCCGUCAGGUGGAGAAGAUUCAGAGGCUAAAGAACGAGCUUAGAUGGCCCAUAAGCCGCAUCGAUGCUACAGUUGUGUUCGAGAAAACAAGCGGAGAAGAAGCUGAUAAUGCAUGGAAUAUGUGCGUCCUCGACCCAUGCAUGGAGAUACUCAGUCCAUUUCUCAAUGCAUAG
Coffea eugenioides is the source of this 831-nucleotide messenger RNA. Its product is annotated as adenylate isopentenyltransferase 5, chloroplastic-like. Gene Ontology annotation, molecular function: tRNA dimethylallyltransferase activity. Bases 1 to 831 code for a protein of 276 amino acids. The transcript has 2 exons. Gene Ontology annotation, cellular component: mitochondrion. The record is from RefSeq and is a predicted model, not a curated record. Lineage: Eukaryota; Viridiplantae; Streptophyta; Magnoliopsida; Gentianales; Rubiaceae. Gene Ontology annotation, biological process: cytokinin biosynthetic process; tRNA modification.